Messenger RNA from Mollisia scopiformis, 920 nucleotides. RefSeq lists its product as uncharacterized. Lineage: Eukaryota; Fungi; Ascomycota; Leotiomycetes; Helotiales; Mollisiaceae. The record is from RefSeq and is a predicted model, not a curated record. Bases 200 to 799 code for a protein of 199 amino acids. The transcript has a single exon.
AGACUCGAUAUUCAAUUUCAGAGAUUCUGCAGUACUAUGUCAGGCCCGCCUGUAUGGCGGGUAUUCCCCCACGAUAGUACCCUAGUGUCUGACGUGAGGUUUGACAGCGUGUAAUUUUUCAAAUUCAGAUGUCUCAUACUACUUGUGUCCCAUUUUCUUCUCCUUCUUUCAUUUCCAAGUCAACUUAUUGUACUCCAACAUGGCUACCCGAAUUAUGUAUUUCAUGUAUCAUCACUGUCAGUACUGUACGAUUGGAAAAGAAACACUUCCUGAACCGUCACCAGACUCGUUCACUCUUUUCCCUCUCCUGCCUUUCGAAUUACGUCUCAAAGUAUGGUAUAUCAUUGCCAACACACCAAGAACGGUCGAGCUGACCUGCACGCCCUCCGCCCCUUAUAUGCCAGAAGGAAAAUGGUUUUCUCAUAGCAAAAGCCCAGUCAUAUUUCGCAUCUGCUCCGAGUCACGCACUGUUGCACAGUCUUCAUAUUCUACUCUUGAUUUCUCUCCGGAUCAGCUUGGUAUUCCUUGCAGAAUCCCUCUUCUCAUCAACUUUGCAGCCGACACUUUGUGGUUAUGCCAGGACUUGCAAAAAGAUUGGGCUAGAGACCUGCUUGAGAAGAAUGAACACCUAAGAGAGAAAUUGAAGUUCUUGGCUGUUAAGGAGAAAUUGUGGAAAGAAUUGAACGAAGUGGAGCUCACUCCUAUUCCAGAACUUCAACCACCGGAAAGAACAGCCAUUCCUAAAAACAGUGUAUUCUGUGGGCUCAAGGCUAUCGAGGAUGUCAAAUUCCAUGAUUAAGCAGGAUAGCAUCGUUUUCCAAUACCCCUGAUCGACUAGGGGUGGAGCACUAACAAUAUGUUGCACUCUACUCGAAGCAAAUUUAACGUUUAUCGGACAUCAUGAUCUCGUAAUGCUUUUU